AUGGCCGCCAAACUAUCCAUCAACGACCUGCUCGCCCUUCCCAACUCCGCAGUCAAGAUUCCCAGAUUGGGCUUUGGGGUCUAUCAAUCUCCAAGCAAGCAAUGCGUCAACUCCUGCUUGACCGCGCUCAAGGCUGGGUACAGGCACAUUGACUCGGCGCAAUACUACGCCAACGAGAAGGAAGUUGGUGAAGCCGUGCGUCAGUCAGGCAUCCCCCGAUCCGAGGUCUUCAUCACCACCAAGAUCAUCGCAGCCGCGGGUAGCGUGGAUAAGACGUACGAGCAGCUGGUAGAGAGCGUUGAUAAAAUCGACGGCAGCAAUGGCUAUGUCGAUCUUUUCCUGAUACAUACUGCGAGCGGUGGCUCCAAGGCUAGGAAGGAAAUGUACACGGCGCUUGAGAAGCUGUUGGAAAGUGGCAAGACCAGAGCCAUUGGAGUCAGCAAUUGGGGCAUUGGCCAUAUCGAGGAGCUGAAGGGCUUUGCCAAAGUUUACCCUCCACACGUCAAUCAAAUUGAGCUGCACCCAUUCUCUCAACAGCGAGAGGUCGUCGACUUCUGCCACAAGAACGGUAUUAUCGUCGAAGCAUAUUGUCCUCUUGUUAGGAAUCAAAAGGCUAACGACCCAACCCUUACCAAAAUCGCCGAGAAACACAAUAAGGCGGUCAGCCAUGUGUUGAUCCGAUACUGCUUGCAGAAGAAUUGGGUCCCGCUGCCUAAGAGCGACACCCCAUCCCGAAUCAUUGAGAAUGCCAAUGUCUACGACUUUGAGCUGUCGAAGGACGAGAUGAAGAACAUAGAUGAUCUGGAUCAGGGUAGCAAAGGGGCAAUCGUCCAGGCUGUUACGAACACUCUGUAG
This is a messenger RNA of Drepanopeziza brunnea f. sp. 'multigermtubi' MB_m1, 855 nucleotides long. RefSeq lists its product as uncharacterized. The record is from RefSeq and is a predicted model, not a curated record. Gene Ontology annotation, molecular function: oxidoreductase activity. NCBI's taxonomy places the organism in Eukaryota, Fungi, Ascomycota, Leotiomycetes, Helotiales, Drepanopezizaceae.